Acyrthosiphon pisum (pea aphid) is the source of this 567-nucleotide messenger RNA. RefSeq lists its product as uncharacterized. Bases 1 to 567 code for a protein of 188 amino acids. NCBI's taxonomy places the organism in Eukaryota, Metazoa, Arthropoda, Insecta, Hemiptera, Aphididae. The transcript has a single exon. The record is from RefSeq and is a predicted model, not a curated record.
AUGAAGGUCAUACUUAAUGCCUCAGAAGUAAGUGGUAUAGUUUCAGGUGAAUGGACUAAACCAGGAUUACCUAUAAAGAAGUCGCCGGAAACAGAGACGACUGAGGAAGCCAAAGCACGUUGGCAAAAGCAUACAAACGCUUGGUUAAAAGCGGAUGGUAAAUGUCAAAAAAUAAUAGUUACCUCAGUGGACGAUGGUCCAUUACAAUAUUUGAUUAACUGUGAGUCUGCAUUUGAAAUGUGGGAAAAACUGUUGAGUAUUUACGAACAGAAGUCUGAGGCAAGUAAACACUUGCUUCAACAACAAUUUUUCAGUUAUUCAAGGGAACCGACAGAUAGAAUGUCGAUGCAUAUUUCUAAAUUGGUCAAUUUAGGAAGGAAACUGAGUGUAGCGGGUGAACAAGUUUCGGAAAACAUGGUUAUGACAAAAAUACUAAUGACAUUACCAAAGGAAUAUAAUCAUUUUUACAGUGCUUGGGAUUCAGUCCCAACGGGAAGUAAAACAAUAAAUAACUUAACUAGUCGGGUUGUUGAUCGAAGAAUCACGGACGAUCCAGAUCAAAGGUGA